GGGGGGAUACUGUGCUAUUGCUGCGGUGCUAAGCAACGUCAGUACGCAAGACUGGUCUGUACUUGCAGCAGGAUUGUACCUACACGCGCACGGCAAGCAGCGCUGCGCAAAAAGCCAACGCCGCAGCCGAAACUGCAAAAGCGCCGUGGGCACGCGAAAAAGAGCCACGCCAACGCCGCAGCGGUACAAGGCAACGCAGCGAUAAUGGCCGCAAUCAUAGAACGCGUCAUGAGCUGCUUCCAGGCCAAGCCCAAGAAGUUUAGGGUCGUGUUUGUACUGGGCGGCCCGGGCAGCGGCAAAGGGACCCUGUGCAGCAAAAUUGUGGAGACUUAUGGCUGGGUCCACUUGUCCGCGGGCGAUCUAUUGCGGGCGGAACGGAAGGACCCUAGCUCCAAGCAUGGUGAAUUGAUCAACGAAUACAUCAGGGAAGGGAAAAUUGUUCCGGUGGAGAUUACAUUAGCUUUGAUCAGGAAGGCCAUGGAGGCCUCUGCAACGACGGACUUCCUCGUCGACGGCUUCCCGCGGUCGGCGGACAACCUGAAGGGCUGGGAGGACAACAUGACGACGUGCACCGACGUCGUGUCAUUAUUAUAUCUAGAAACGAGCGAGGAGGUCAUGGCGCAACGGAUCAUGCAGCGGUCGCGGGAGACCGUCGCGGCGGGCGGGACGGCGCGCGCCGACGACAACGAGGAGGCCAUCAAGAAGCGGCUGAAGACGUACCACGAGACGACGAUGCCCAUCAUCGAGAUCUUUAAGAGGCGGGGCAAGGUCACGGCGAUCGACUCGACGCCCGCGCCGGCCGUGGUGUUCGCCGCGGCGCAGACGAGCCUGUUCGACGGGCUCGCGGCGCAGAGCUAGCCUAGUAGGGGUUCUAAGACUAAGUUCACGGAAG
This is a messenger RNA of Pelagomonas calceolata, 892 nucleotides long. NCBI's taxonomy places the organism in Eukaryota, Pelagophyceae, Pelagomonadales, Pelagomonadaceae. The record is from the annotation of a GenBank genome assembly.